AUGAGAGCCGUGGAGUACAGAGCCGCUGCUGUGGGAACAGUGGAGUGUAGCGUGGGGCACGGCGCAGCCGCCACAGGAGUCUCGGAGCGUGGCCGGGCCACCAAGGAGGAAGUGUCAAAGCAUGAAUCAGAUCAGUGUUGUUCAGUAGCUGCUGGAGUUUCUGACUGUCUGAUAAUCUCCAGCCUCAGUAAUCAGAUCUUUACUGCAUCUUAUGUUUCAGGAGCUUCUGGAGCAAAGUGGAGUAUGAAAUACAUCCAGCAGGGAAUAUGUGCUUUAAAUGGAUCUACAGUGUUUAUGAAUGGAACUUUUACACAUCCAGAACAUCUUACAGUGAAAAAGUCAUUUUGGGUCAUAGACCCAGUUAAGGAUGUUGAUUCACCUGAUCUGAGUACAGUUUCAAAUUUCUCAGGCAGGGUUGAGUAUUUUAUUGAUGAACAGAAAAACUUCGCCCUCAAACUGAGUAACACAAUGAAGAAGGAUGAACAUGAGUACUGCUUCAGAGUCACAACAACUCUAGAAACAGAUAAAUGGAUGGGAACUCCUGGAAUAAAACUCAGAGUUACAGAGCUCCAUGUAGAAUCUCCUGGAGAAGUAACAGAAGGAGUAUCAGCAGUUCUGACGUGUAAAACCACCUGCAGUCUGACUGAUCCAACAUUCAUCUGGUACAAAGAUGGACGUCCUUUAACCACAGAGAUGAUCCAGAAGAAUCAGCAGCUCCACCUGCAGACAGUCAACAGUGAGGAUGCAGGCAGUUAUAGCUGUGCUGUAAGAGGAUCUGAACAUCUCCCCUCUACUGCUCAAACUCUCAGAGUCAGACAUCCUCCAAAGAGCGUCUCAGUGUCCAUCAGUCCCUCUGGUGGAAUAGUGGAGGGAAGUUCAGUGACUCUGACCUGCAGCAGUGAUGGAGACCCACCUGUGGAGAACUACACCUGGUUUAAAGAAGGUGGAGACUCACCUGUAGGAUCUGGACAGAGUUUCAGCAUCAUCAGCAUCACUGCUGAUCACACUGGACUGUACUACUGUGAAGCUCAGAAUGCAGUUGGAGUUCAGAAUGGAUCUGUGAUGAUUCGUGUUCAGAGUAGGAUGAAGAAGAGAGAUGCUGGAUCUGAUCAGGAUGGAUCAGAUCAGGAUGACGUCCAGUACGCCACCGUUACUCACAGCAGAUCCAGACCUGUAGAGACUGCAGGUGAUGCUUCCUCUGGAGCUCCUGAUCAUGAUGAUGAUGUUCAGUACGCUACAGUCAGGACUGGUAGAAAACCUGAUGUUGUGAUCAGAUCUGACCAGCAGGAGGAGCUUCAGUAUGCCAGUGUUACAUUCCACCACCGUCACGCUGAUGCUGCUGCUACUGGGUCACAGAAAGUGGAUGAGGCUUCAGUCAUCUAUGACAGAGUCAAAUAG
This is a messenger RNA of Astyanax mexicanus (Mexican tetra), 1398 nucleotides long. RefSeq names its product B-cell receptor CD22-like. Gene Ontology annotation, biological process: cell-cell adhesion. The record is from RefSeq and is a predicted model, not a curated record. Gene Ontology annotation, cellular component: membrane. The transcript has 7 exons. The coding region runs from base 1 to 1398 and encodes 465 amino acids. Lineage: Eukaryota; Metazoa; Chordata; Actinopteri; Characiformes; Acestrorhamphidae.